AUGGCAAAUGGCUUGACCAAGGGGACAACUACAACUCACCUCAACAAUGGAAACGUCUACAAGAAGAUCGACAUACCACAGGAUAAACUGGGCAAACAAAAGUACAUAAACAAGUUAACUAAAACUCUAGAAGACGAUGUUAACUCAACAUUCAAGAACAUUGCCAAGAGUCGUAAUCUCCCUCAAGAUGUUACUAACCUGUUAAUGAGCCAUCACACCACCCUCGCUACUGCAAGAGUGAUGCUUAAAACCCACAAGUACACAAGUGAUGAGAUCAAGACUCUUAACCCUGACACAAUGAAAACUAGACCUAUUGUUUCAGGCUGCAACUCCCCUUUCCACAAAAUCCUUUGGUUCGUCUGUCACAUCCUAUCUCCUCUGAUGAAUCUAGUACCUUCUCAUUUGAAAAACACUCACGAUUUUCUUCGAAGGAUUAGAAACAUCACACCAAAUGAUCUGAAGAGUCUUACUUUCUUUACAGCAGACGUCGAAGCUUUAUACACCAAUAUCAACGUACUAACAGCAAUAGAAGAUGUCAUGGAAUUUGCCAAAGAAAAUAGACAGUCAAUCAGUACAUACGGUCUCCAUCUCUCUGAUUUACAAGAACUACUAGAGACAAUCCUAGGAAAGUCAUAUUUUGUCUACAACAAUCAAGUCUACCUACAGCUUCUUGGAUUGUUCAUGGGAACCAACCCUGCACCUAUACUAGCUACUGUCAAAAUGUGGAAACUGGAAAAACUUUCAGUCUACGUAGACCUGAGGAUAACACUGCCCACCUACAGCAGGUUUUACGACGAUCUAAACGGAGCCACCACCAACAGACGAAAAGCUCAGCAACUGUGCAACCUCAUCGAACAACAAGAUCCUGACAAAAACGACUUUGUUCCCUUCCUCAACACGGAAAUAAAGAUCGACUCAGAUGGAAUAGUACAUUCUAGACUCUACAGAAAACCACAGAAAAAGCCACUCACCCUCCACUACAACUCUCAUCAUACAACACGUACAAAGAAUGCUACUGUUGAGAGUAUGUACAACACCGCAGAGGCAGUCUCUAACAACAGAGAAAACGAGAAAAAGAGAAUUAAUCAGAAAGUACAGAACAAAGACCAAGACGGAGCGAUUCUCAAACUACCCUAUGUUAACGAAGCUACUAGUCGCAAAUACAGAGAUGCUGUCAGACGUAGUGGACUCCACAUCAAAAUUGUCGAGAAACCUGGACGGAAACUGAAGGAUCUCCUUACAGACUCCAGACCCCUUGACAAGAAAUCCUGUACAACAUCAAACUGCAGAACAUGCGCAGCUUUAACCGAUGGAGAAUGCACCACAACUAAUACCGUCUACCACAUCACUUGCGAAGUAGACAAUUGUACCGAGAACUAUGGUGGGGAAACAUACAGACCGAUCAAGUGCAGGUUCGACGAGCAUUACCGUAGUGCGGCAAAUCCAACAGCAAAAUCUUACGAAGAUAAGCCACUAGCAAAGCACUACAGGGAAAGUCACCCUCAGCACAAAGGCCCCCCAAAACUUAAACUUCAAAUCGUAGAUAGAGGAACAUCACUCAUCAACAGAAAGAUUAAAGAAGCCCGAUUUUUAGUUGAAAAUAAACCAACACUCAACGAUAAAACAGAGUUGAACAAUCUAACACAGUUUUUAGUUGAGUGA
Molecule: messenger RNA, 1662 nt
Organism: Bolinopsis microptera
Lineage: Eukaryota; Metazoa; Ctenophora; Tentaculata; Lobata; Bolinopsidae
Exons: 4
Coding region: 1-1662 (553 amino acids)
Source: RefSeq, a predicted model, not a curated record